AUGCCUCUCAACGUUCCCGGUCUACUUGCUCCAUUUCAGUUGUUAUUUCGUCCAUACCUCGUACUCCCUUCAGUAGUAAUAAAAGACCUACGAUGUCUCGACUUUUGCGCCCUUCACCGAGCCGGAUAUCGUGGAGCAGUAAUUGACAAGGACAAUUGUCUGACUUUACCGUACGAAGAUAAGCUCGUACCAGAACUCAAUGUCGCUUGGGAGGAAUGCAAAAACGUGUUCGGAGCAGAGAACAUACUCAUCGUCAGUAAUUCCGCCGGAACCUACCUAGACCCUGGAGGGAUUGAGGCGGAGUCUGUUUCCUUUCAUUUGGGCGUUCCCGUCUUACGCCACAACACGCUGAAGCCGGGAUAUGCCUGUAUCAGUGCCAUCCGUGCUUACUUCGCCUCACUCCCAACUCCAGUACCAGAUAAUGCCCUGGUCAUAGUUGGCGACCGAAUCUUCACCGAUGUCGUCCUUGCAAACCGCAUUCGACCUUACAAUCUAAUCGGCAAGCGAGCACCUUCAGCUACGUUCGAAAAGACGGAACUCAACAAACCCGACAAUGGACCUAAUGGGCCUUUGUCCGUCUUCGUGGAAAAUGUAUGGAGAAAGGAUUCGACGGCAAUGCGCUUUUUGGAAAAGAAAGUCGUAGAUUUAGUUCAACGAUGGAACCGAGUGGAGGAGAAUGAGGUUCAUAAGAGUUUAUUUGUUCGAAACUGA
Fomitiporia mediterranea MF3/22 is the source of this 711-nucleotide messenger RNA. RefSeq lists its product as uncharacterized. The transcript has 5 exons. Lineage: Eukaryota; Fungi; Basidiomycota; Agaricomycetes; Hymenochaetales; Hymenochaetaceae. Gene Ontology annotation, molecular function: phosphatidylglycerophosphatase activity. The coding region runs from base 1 to 711 and encodes 236 amino acids. The record is from RefSeq and is a predicted model, not a curated record.